Molecule: messenger RNA, 1269 nt
Organism: Rotaria socialis
Lineage: Eukaryota; Metazoa; Rotifera; Eurotatoria; Philodinida; Philodinidae
Source: the annotation of a GenBank genome assembly
AUGACAGCAAAUGGUAUUGAUCUAUUUCAUUUUCAAUCAAAAUCUGAAUUUGGUAUUGUUAAUCAUUGGUUAAGUCGAACACAUCGAUUAACAUUCAAUGAACAAGACAAUCAUUUAAUAAUUCGUCCGCAUACACAACAACCACCAGCUACUGAUAGUAAAUAUUCGUAUGGACACGGUUGGAUAAUUGAAAAAAUUGAUGAUAAUAGUAAUCAAUCAUGCCGUUUCAAACAUUUAUACUAUCAUUCAAUUGAUAUUGAUGAACAACAACAUCUUCCAAUAUUAUCAAAAAUUGAAUUGAACAAACAAUCACAAUACUUUAUAAUUGAAAGGAGCAAACACCCACGCUACCUUGGAUUUGUUCGUAUUCGUAAUGUGGCCAAUAAUCUUUAUCUAUCAGUACAGAAACCAUCAGAUGUUGUAGCUGCAGUUGAUUGUAAUCUACAGACAUACAAUGUCACUUUACGUGAAGGAAAUUAUGAACAUGACGAAACACAGUAUUGGAAAAUACGUGAUUUAAAUCUUGUAAAUCAACCAUUCUUGGUCUAUCAAGACGGUGUCGAUCCCGAAGUUCAAUACGGUGUCGCAAUACUGAAAAAAAUCUUUCCACAAAUGCAACUAUUACUCGAUCCAUUAAUAUUUCAUAGUAGCAGUCAGAAUGUUGAUGGUUGGCGUAAGAAUGGAAUGAAAAUUAUGUCAAAAUCUUAUCCAUUAUCAGAAAUUAUUUUACUAUCACAUUGUAGUGUUGCCGGUCAAAUCAGUAACACGCGUACAAUGGAUAUGAUUACAGUAUUAAAAUCAUUGGGUGCAUCAAAAGUAACAGUAUGGUCAUGUUUUGCAGAUAAGAAUAAUACAGUGGAUGAUGAAGACGUAUGGGCUGCAAAUGAUUGGGUUAAUCCAUUUGCAUGGGGACAAGAUGAAAUCGGUUUAAUUAUGAGUCCAAUUGGUUUCCAGGAAGCAAGUCAAAUGACACCAGCUGGGCGUCUCUAUGGUGCUAUCAUGCAUUUAGCAUUUGAGGUAAGUUAUCGGAUGAAUCCUGAGGUACAUGAACAUGUCUCACCUAUUAAUCAUCCAGAUGUAUGGAUAGAGGCCUUGAGAACGUAUUGUAAUGAAAAAAUAUUUAAACCAGUAAAAUUAAUGUUAGAACAAUCGAAAGGUCAUCUACGAUUUCCAUUGACAUCAGAUAUUUAUUUGGUUAAAUAUGAUCCAACACAAAUGGAAUGGAUUCGUUUGGAUGUAUGGAAAGUUAUACGUGAACUGAAUAUUUGA